AUGAAGCGCGGGCAACACCUUGAACGGGCGGUGGAGAUACCACGGGGCGAGCUCUCCCUCUGCUGUGCAGAAGGAGCGGGACGGGGAGCUGACGGCGAGCAAGGGGUAAACUGGAUUGGUCUCCCUCUCGUGGAGCAUGGAGCACGGGCAACACCUGGAGCGGACGGAGGAGGUAACACGGGGCGAGAUCUCCCUCUUCUUUAA
Molecule: messenger RNA, 204 nt
Organism: Closterium sp. Naga37s-1
Lineage: Eukaryota; Viridiplantae; Streptophyta; Zygnematophyceae; Desmidiales; Closteriaceae
Source: the annotation of a GenBank genome assembly